AUGACUCCCGUGAUAGAGAGCGGCGAAGACGAGAAGAUCCGGCUGACUCAAGACGAAAGCGAAGAGAUGAUAGUAGAGAUCGAGCAACUAAAGCUAGUGCUGAAGCGAGCAAGGAAUCAUUAUGCUUAUGAAUGCAAGUCUGCUGCGCAGGCAGAAGAAGCAAAGAAGGCCGAACGGCUAGCGAAACUCGAAGCUUGGAAACAAAAGCAGGCAGCGGAAAAAGACCGUAAGCAAAAGGAAGCUGAAGCUACAGGUGGCACACGCAAUUUACUUGCUGAGAUCGACAAGAAGAGCCAAAUUCCACCAGCCGUGGAUUCACCCCAGUCGCCUGCAACUCCGGUAGAAACGAGCGAUCCAAGUUCUCCGGUUCCGUACGCGGGGAAAUUUGAUCCGAAAGCUAUUGCGAAGAAGACAGCUACAACUCCCUCUACCGCUAGCAAACUUGGUGCGGAUAUUGCAUUACCGGGAACUACCAAGACGUCUGCUGGUGUGACCUCCACCAAGCCUAGCUUGACUGCUAACAAUCAUGUAGCCUCAGCGAAAGGCUCUUCAGGUACGACCGUCUUUGAAUGCACUAGUCUAUCUCUAACCCUUGAUCUAGAAGCAAAUCUGCCAUUAAAAGCCCGUGGGAACGUCAGCGGCUUCGGCUUGUCAACAUCAGAACCUGAGAAGGCUGCUGCUAAGCCUGGCAUCGAUCUCAAUGAAGAAGAGGGACAACGUCGUAAACUAGAGAAGCUCCCGACGCCCCCACCUGAAGAUGUGAAGAUAGAUGAGGAUACUGCAAUGGCUAACGGUGAUAAAGACGAAGAUGACGACGAAGACGAUGAUGAAGCUAUGCAAGACGCGAUGACAGAAGAAGAAGCAGCCGCAGCAGCUAGAUUGGCCGCAGAGAAACGCGAAGAACGAUUACAAACCCAAAAUUUAGCUGAAGAGACUCAGAAUGGAGACGUUGUCAUGGCGGAAGCAGAACCUCAACAGCAAGAAGAGGAGGAAGAGGCGGAUCCUCUUGAUGCAUUUAUGUCAGGCCUUGGUGAUCCUAUGAAAACACUUAAAGCUCCCAAACUCAAAUUGUCCAAAGGGAAGACACAAGAGCCAGAAGCCAUAUUCGCCGAUGAUAAUGAUGAUAUGGAGGCUGCUAGACCUGAAGAUGAUUUACUCAACAUCACUAGCAAGAAGAAGAAAAAGGAUAUCCCAACUGUCAAUCAUACCAAACAAAAGUAUGAUUCUUUCAGAAAGAAUUUCUAUCAUGAACCUUUGGAACUGGCUGAGAUGAAUGAGGACGAAAUUUCUAACCUCCGAUUUGAACUUGAUGGUAUCAAGAUUCGGGGCGUUGAUGCACCAAAGCCUGUGCAGAAAUGGUCUCAAUGUGGUCUUGGAGUCCAAUCGCUUGAUGUAGUUCAGAGUCUGGGCUACGAAAGACCCUCAUCGAUCCAAGCGCAGGCCAUACCAUCAGUAAUGUCCGGCCGUGAUGUAAUUGGAGUUGCAAAGACAGGGUCCGGCAAAACCAUUGCAUUCCUCUUGCCAAUGUUUCGGCAUAUCAAAGAUCAGCGCCCACUUGAUGCACUUGAGGGACCUGUCGGUCUAGUCAUGGCACCAACCCGUGAGUUAGCUACUCAAAUUCACAGGGAUUGCAAGCCUUUUCUGAAGGCACUCAAUCUUCGCGCUGUAUGUGCAUACGGAGGAGCUCCAAUCAAGGAUCAAAUCGCAGAUCUCAAAAGAGGUGCAGAGAUCAUCGUUUGCACGCCAGGUCGCAUCAUAGAUUUGCUUUCAGCAAACUCAGGUAGAGUCACGAAUCUGAAGCGUGUGACCUACGUCGUUCUAGACGAGGCUGACAGAAUGUUCGACAUGGGCUUCGAACCUCAGAUCAUGAAGAUCCUGGCCAACAUCAGACCGGAUCGACAGACAGUGCUGUUCUCCGCUACAUUUCCGAGGCAAAUGGAGUCGCUAGCACGUAAGACCUUGGCAAAACCAGUGGAAAUAGUCGUUGGUGGACGAAGUGUAGUGGCUCCCGAGAUCACACAAAUCGUGGAGGUUCGUACUGAAGAGACUAAGUUUCUACGACUGUUAGAGCUGCUAGGCGAACUCUACAACGAUGUGAAGAAUGAGGAUGAUCGAGUCCUCAUCUUUGUUGAUCGCCAGGAGUCGGCUGACGGACUUCUGAAGGACCUGAUGAAUAAAGGCUAUCCAUGUCAAUCUCUGCAUGGUGGUAAGGAUCAGAUCGACCGAGACUCAUGCAUUAAUGAUUUCAAAGAUGGUAUUUUCCCUAUACUUAUUGCCACAUCUGUUGCUGCUCGGGGUUUAGACGUCAGGCAGCUUGUACUAGUGAUAAAUUACGAUGCACCUAAUCAUCUGGAGGACUACGUCCACCGAGCUGGACGUACUGGACGUGCUGGCAAUAAGGGCACGGCAGUGACAUUCAUCACGCCUGAUCAGCAGCGCUAUGCGCCCGACAUCUCGAAAGCCCUUCGUCAAAGUGAUCAAGAAAUCCCCGAGGCAUUACAGGAGCUGAUGAACGCCUUCAUUGAGAAGGUCAAAUCCGGUAAGGAGAAAGUUAGUGGCUCAGGCUUCGGAGGCAAGGGACUUGAACGUCUCGAUCAGGAACGUGACGCCGUACGCGCACGAGAGCGCAAAACUCACAAAGUGGGAGACGAGCCGGAUGAAGACGAGAAAGACGACAAGGAGGACAAGAAAGGCGACGACCUCAUCACAAAAGCCGCUUCAAUGGUCCAGUCGGCCACAGCACCCCCUCCUGCUCAAUUACCCGGUGUUCCGAAAGGCAUCGAUCUCGAUGGAAAAAUCAUCGUUCACAAAUCGGAGGUACCGGCGAAGGGCAGCUCGAAUAACCCAAUCGACAAAGUCAGCGCAGCGGUGGCUAAUAUCCAUGAUCGGCUUAGCAAGAACCGUGAACUCCGUCAAGGCGUGCCAAUUGACAAUAAAGGACCUGAUGCUGGUGCUUUUCAUGCUACGCUGGAGAUCAAUGAUUUCCCUCAAAAAGCGCGCUGGGCUGUUACUAAUCGGACGAACGUGGCGAAAAUACUGGAAGCAACAGGUACUUCUAUCACAACUAAGGGAAGCUUUUACGGGACAGGAAAAGAACCACAGGGUAGUGAGAAUCCGAAGUUGUAUAUUCUGGUGGAGGGAGAUACUGAGCUUGUCGUCACGAACGCUAUGCGAGAGCUUAUGCGGUUGCUGAAAGAGGGUACCAUUGCCGCCGCCGACAGCGAUGCCAGAGCUCCGGCUUCUGGCCGCUACAAAGUGGAGUAG
This is a messenger RNA of Bacidia gigantensis, 3264 nucleotides long. RefSeq names its product pre-mRNA processing RNA-helicase (gene PRP5). The transcript has 3 exons. NCBI's taxonomy places the organism in Eukaryota, Fungi, Ascomycota, Lecanoromycetes, Lecanorales, Ramalinaceae. Gene Ontology annotation, molecular function: RNA helicase activity; RNA binding; ATP binding. The coding region runs from base 1 to 3264 and encodes 1087 amino acids. The record is from RefSeq and is a predicted model, not a curated record.